This is a messenger RNA of Daphnia pulicaria, 1027 nucleotides long. Its product is annotated as alpha-protein kinase 1-like. Lineage: Eukaryota; Metazoa; Arthropoda; Branchiopoda; Diplostraca; Daphniidae. Gene Ontology annotation, molecular function: ATP binding; protein serine/threonine kinase activity. The record is from RefSeq and is a predicted model, not a curated record. Gene Ontology annotation, biological process: protein phosphorylation. Bases 247 to 996 code for a protein of 249 amino acids. The transcript has 3 exons.
UGUGUGUCCGCUCCGAAAAUAUUCGAAUUUUUUUUUGCGGGGCGGAUUGGGGCCUCAUUGACUGCCUUAAUCUGGUCGGAGUAGAUCAUUCAGUCAAACGUCUCGCUAGCAGUAGGUACUGAGAAUUUUUCUUCUUCAUCAACGUUGCACCAAUAGUCGGUAAUAGUCGCCAAUAGUCUGCUCUUAUUAAACCAGAAACUUGACAAGCUUUAUAUUUUGAAGGCUGCAUCACACUUGACCAUUAAGAUGGCAAAUUUUGCUAGAGAAAAUAAUGCAUCGGAAGCAGAAAUCAACCUGGAUUAUGUUUUUGCAACAGGUGCAUUCAAAUAUGUAUACAAGGGAAGAUAUACUAAAGGAAGAAGAGCCGGUCAAGAAUGUGUUUGCAAAAUCUUUAAAUCUGGCAGUGUCUUUGAAGAAUCCUACUUCCGAGUAGAACUUGAUGUAGUUGCAAAGGCACUUGAAGUUGUCAACAGCUUCAACAAGGAUAAAGUCAUCAACAAGAGCAUUUGGCUCAAUAAACCAACCAUUUGGACCUUCAUGCCUGGUUCAGAAAGAGAAGGUGAAAAAAAUUUGAUGGAGCCAUUGAUUUUCAACUUUGAAAAAUUCAAUUCGAACACUGGAUGGACUCCUCGUAAAUCGUCUCCUUGGAUCGAUGUGAUGCAAGCUCUUAGUCACUAUUCGUAUCAUUCAAGCAAUCGUAGUUUGCUGUUCUGCGACCUCCAAGGUGGCGUGUACAAGGAUGGAUUUAUCAUCACUGAUCCCGUUAUCAUGUCAACUGCCCAGGAGUAUGGACCAACUGAUCUCGGUGCUGCAGGAAUUUCUUCUUUCUUUGCUCGCCACAAGUGCAACGAAUACUGCAAUUCCGGAUGGAUUAUCCCGCACGAUAGAAGACAGUAUUUCCAUGUUCAGAAAGGUACUACAAUGGUUCUCCCAACCCGCCAAAGUCGUACUCCAUUGACUUAUAAAAAACCAGGCUUGUAUAUCCAAGAAGAAUAAACUGAUUUCAGGAAUGUUCCUAUGUGAUUAA